AUGGGGUCCGGCACCUGGCGCAAGGCCUACGGCGCCCUCAAGGACUCCACCAAGGUUGGCCUCGCCAACUUCAACAGCGAGUACAAGGACCUGGAUAUCGCCAUCGUGAAGGCGACGAACCACGUGGAGUGCCCGCCCAAGGAGAGGCACCUCAGGAGGAUACUCUUGGCGACCACCGUGAAUCGCCCGCGAGCGGAUGUCGCCUACACCAUUUGUACGUUGGCGAGGAGAUUGUCCAAGACCAAGAACUGGAUAGUUGCAUUGAAAACAUUGAUAGUGAUACAUAGAUUACUCAGAGAAGGUGAUGGGACAUUCAAAGAUGACUUCUUGAGCUAUUCGUAUAGAGGAACUAUUUUGCAGAUUCCACAUUUCAAGGAUGACUCGAGCCCACUAGCUUGGGAUUGCUCUGCUUGGGUCCGCCUGUAUGCGCAAUACCUAGAUGAACGUGUCGAGUGCUUUAGGGUCCUAAAGUACGAUGUCGAAGCCGAUCGUCUGCUGAAAUUACCCAAGGCUUCUGGCAAGGCACACAGUAGAACGAGAACACUUCCAUGCGCAGACCUUUUAGACCAGUUGCCUGCGCUGCAGAAACUACUGCUCAGGCUUAUUUCCUGCCAGCCCGAAGGUAUGUCCUGCACAAAUUACCUCGUGCAGUAUGCAUUAGCCCUUGUCUUGAAGGAGAGCUUCAAAAUAUACUGUUCGAUCAAUGACGGCAUCAUCAAUCUUGUUGAUAUGUAUUUUGACAUGGCCAAAAUCGAUGCUAUCAAGGCACUUGAAAUCUAUAAAAGAGCUGGCCAGCAGGCAGAAAGGCUUUCUGCUUUUUAUGACUACUGCAAACGUCUUGAGCUGGCUAGGACUUUCCAGUUUCCUACUUUGAGGCAGCCACCUUGUUCAUUCCUUGUAACUAUGGAAGAGUAUAUCAGAGAAGCACCCCGUGCCAGCAUCACGAGUAAGAGUGUGGAAACCGAGGAGCGGAGUUUACCUAGUGAUAACGAAGACGAAACUCCACAGGAACCCGAGAAACCAGUGGAAGAGGAAACAGAAGAGCCUGAGGAGCCUGAAGAAGAGCCACAGACUACUGCUGACCUCUCAGAAGAAGAUGAACCCCAGCCAUUGCCCACAACUGGAGAUCUAUUAAAUUUGGAUGAAGAAUUGCAUCCCAUGAUUGCAGACCUUGAGCAAAGCAACGCGCUUGCUCUUGCUAUUGUGGGACCAGGGAGUGGGAACAAUACCUCAAUUUCCCAAGACUUGUUCGCCAUUGACAAAUCUGGGUGGGAAUUGGCACUGGUCACUGCACCAAGUAACCACACAAGUCAACCAGCUGGCAACCAAUUGGCUGGAGGAUUCGACAAGCUGUUGCUAGACAGCCUAUAUGAAGACACAUCAAGGAGACAACAAAUAGCAAGUGCGACCUACAACGGCAGCUUCGCGACGAACCCGUUUGAUCCCAGCGACCCAUUCACCAUGUCCAGCAGCUUCGCACCACCAUCAAACGUGCAGCUAGCUAUGAUGUCUCAGCAACAACAGUACUACCAGGUGCAGCAGCAGGAGUACUACCAGAUGCAGCAGCAACACCAAAUGGUGAUGAUGCCACCACAGACAUACCAACAGCAGCAGGCCCAGUACGCUACCAAUGCCGGGCUAUCCAACCCGUUCGGCGAUCCAUUCAGUGGCCUCGUCGCGAUGGCGAACCCGCCGAAGCAAAGCAAUCCACAUUAG
Molecule: messenger RNA, 1716 nt
Organism: Lolium rigidum
Lineage: Eukaryota; Viridiplantae; Streptophyta; Magnoliopsida; Poales; Poaceae
Product: putative clathrin assembly protein At5g57200
Exons: 15
Coding region: 1-1716 (571 amino acids)
Biological process (GO): clathrin coat assembly; vesicle budding from membrane; clathrin-dependent endocytosis
Cellular component (GO): clathrin-coated vesicle; clathrin-coated pit
Molecular function (GO): SNARE binding; 1-phosphatidylinositol binding; clathrin heavy chain binding
Source: RefSeq, a predicted model, not a curated record